AUGGUGAUAGCGGACACGCACGAUGGAGGCAUAGGCACGAAAUCGAGUCCGCACCAGGACUUGGAUCCCAAACUCUCUAUUAGGAGGAGACCUAGCGCUGGCACAACCAGAGCUAUUCCCAACUCAUCCCCGACAGCGGACUCUCUGGGAGCUGAGAGCUACGUUGUUGGUUCGCCCAGGGACGGUUCCCUGGCCAAAUUGAGGUCUGAUGACGAUCGGACAGAGCCGACGAAGGAUUCUAGUGAAAGGAUUCGAAGUGGUGAGAACAGAGGCGUCGAUGCACCCUUGAAGUUUGCUCAUCGACCGUUUGUCCCCGCUCACCGUAGAAUCAGGGAGAGUCCUCUUAGUUCCAAUGCUAUUUUCAAGCAUUUUAUGUCAAGUUUUGAUGGCCACAAGCAUAGCCACGCAGGCCUCUUCAACCUCUGUAUUGUGGUGCUUGUUGCUGUAAACAGCAGGCUUAUCAUUGAGAAUUUAAUGAAGGUUGUUGUGUUCCUUCACCUAAUAAUAACUACAACUAUUGUCUUGUGCCUAGUUUUUGUGAUUCUGAGAUAUGGAACAGUGAAUGAUGCUAAAAAUUGGUGUGAUUCAACUGUCUUAUUUGGUGUCACAUUAAUGCUAUUCUCUUGCAUUGUGUGGUUAAAAUUGGUUUCUUAUGCACAUACAAGCUACGAUAUGCGAGCACUUGCCAAGUCAGCUCAUAAGGGUCUGCAACUGUUACAACGUCCACACAAUGUCAUGCACUAUGGAUGCAGCUUUUGA
Malania oleifera is the source of this 759-nucleotide messenger RNA. RefSeq names its product diacylglycerol O-acyltransferase 1-like. The transcript has 7 exons. Gene Ontology annotation, biological process: triglyceride biosynthetic process. NCBI's taxonomy places the organism in Eukaryota, Viridiplantae, Streptophyta, Magnoliopsida, Santalales, Ximeniaceae. Gene Ontology annotation, cellular component: endoplasmic reticulum membrane; chloroplast envelope. Gene Ontology annotation, molecular function: diacylglycerol O-acyltransferase activity. The record is from RefSeq and is a predicted model, not a curated record. Bases 1 to 759 code for a protein of 252 amino acids.